UGCACCCAAAGGCAAGAGAGGUAAACCAAGCGGCGAAUUUCAAUCGACUAGUUCAUCUCGAGGUAGCUUAAGGAAGGAAGCGCAAGAGAGAGAGAGAGAGGACAAGAUGACGCUCAACAAGGCGUUCGUGUUGUGCCUCGCGGCGGUGAGCCUGGUCGCGGCCGGCUCCAUACGCCACGAGCAAUACGAGCAUCAGCAGCAGCAGCAACAUUUCGACCACGACACCCUCAUGCGCCAGAAGAAGAUCUUCGAUCUGCUGUGGUACGUCGAGCAGGGCUCCAUCGUCGACGCCGACUACUACGAGAUCGGCCGCCAGUACGACAUAGUCGCCAACAUCGAUCACUACCACCACAAUGAAGUAGUGACGGACUUUAUCGACUACUACCGCAACGGCAUGCUGACCAAGGACGACAUCUUCUCGUACUACCAUCCGGAGCACCGCGACCAGAUGAUGGCCCUCUACCGUCUCUUCUACUACGCCCGCGACUUCGUCACCUUCUACCAGACGGCCGCCUGGGCUCGCAUCCACAUGAACGCCGGCAUGUUCGUCACGGCCUUCACCACCGCCGUCAUCUAUCGGCCCGACACCCAUCACAUCCGUCUGCCGGCCAUCUACGAGCUCUAUCCCAACGUGUUCUUCGACUCGAGGGUCAUCCACGAGGCGCAGCGCGUCGCCAUGACUCGCGGCCACGAGUACCAACAGGAACAUCACGGUGAAGAACAAAUGAAGCAACAACACUGGUCCGGACCCGGCUUCGAGACCUUCCACCUGUUCUCCAACUUCUCCCAGGGCUGGCCCAUGUGCAUGAGCCCGGGACACUAUCACAGCCACGACGAGCACGUACUCGGCUACUUCACCCACGACAUCGGCCUCAACGCCUACUACUACUACUUCCGCAUGAUGUACCCCUUCUGGCUGUCCAGUCGCGACACCCAGAGCCUGCCCAAGUGGAUCCGUGGCGAGUUGUACUACCACGUGCACCAGCAGCUCAUGGCUCGCUACCAUCUCGAGCGCAUCGGCCACGAUCUGCCCGACAUCGAGGCCGGCGGCGACUUCCAGGCCGGCGCAGGUAUGCCCGGCUUCUACGGCCAGUACACCUAUCACACGGGGGUGGCGAUGCCGCGCCGCGACUGGUGGAACGUCGUGCCCUACUACAAGCAGCGCUACCUCGAGCGCAUGCGCCACGUCGAGGCCAGAAUCGAGGAGGCCAUCGACUCGGGCUUCGUCGUCGACGAGCACGGCAACAGGUACGGACUCUCGGGACCCGACGGUCUCAACGUCCUGGCCAAUCUCAUCGAGGGCAAUCACGACUCCAUUAAUCCGGGCUACUACGGCUCGUACGACGCCCUGUUCCGUCACACCUUCGGCCAGCACUACGAGGGCGGCGACGAGCACGACUACUUGCCCGGCUCUCUGCACUUCUUCGCCACCAGCAUGAAGGACCCGGCCUUCUACCGCAUGUACGGCAAGAUCGUCGAUCUGUUCCUGCGCUACAAAUCGCGGCUGCCGCGCUACACCAAAUCCGAGCUCGAGUUCCCCGGUGUCAAAGUGGAGAGCUUGGAGCUGAGCGAGGACCGCCUGACGACGUACUUCGACGCCCAGGACUAUCUGAUCAACAACGCCGUGAACGUGCCGAGCAUGAAGGACGGCCAGUCGUUCCACAUCAAGGCCUGGCAGCAUCAUCUCAAUUACAAGCCGUUCGAUUACAAGCUCGCGGUGCAGAGCGACAAGAGCACCAAGGCCGUGAUCAGGUUCUUCCUGGGACCCGCGGUGGACGAUUACGCGCAUCUGUUGAGGCACUUCCAGUACUUCUACAUGCUGGACGAGUUCGAGGUCGACCUGAUCGAGGGCAUGAACAAGAUCGAGCGCCAUAGCGGCGAGUCCAGUUUCUUCAAGCACGGCCACAUCACCGGCGACAAGUACUACGCCAAGAUCGUGCAGGCCCUCGAGGGCAAGGAGGCUAUGACCCAAGAUGGCCACCAGUGGGGCUUCCCCGAGCACCUCUACCUGCCCAUGGGCAAGACCGGCUCCCACGGCCAGCGCUACAAGCUCUACGUGCACGUGGCCCCCUACCAGCCCGGCAAGAGCCUCGACGUGCCGUUCUUCGGCCAGCGCGUCUUCUACGGCCAACCUCUCGGCUACCCACUGGACCGGCCGAUGCAGCCCUGGUUCAUGCAGCUCGACAACGGCUACUUCCGCGACGUCUACGUGCGCCAUCGGGUCGACGAGGCUGUAUACCCGGCCUACCACGACGAGGGACAGAAGCAACAUCACCACGGCGGAUACUACAAUUACGCCGGUUACGAUCGCGGUGAUUCGAUGAUGAUGACCAAUACGAUGAUGCACGGCCAGCAUCACGCCUACCCCCAGCAAGGUAUAAGGAAUUACGGCAGCAGCGAGUACGUCAAGUACGGCCCGUCGAUGAUCAUGCCGACUAUGCAUCAAAACCACGACGCUGCCUACUACCAACAACAUCAUCAGACUUGGCCCUACGGACGCGUCCAGGGCGUAUCUUCCGAGUACAACAUGAAGAUGCAGCAGCAGCAGCACGAAAGGAUGCACGAGAUGCCCUUGAUGAUGCUGAGGCUCGGCUUGCUGUCGGCCCUGGUCGUGGGCCUGGUGCUCGGCCAGGCCUACCAGCCGGACUACCGGACCAAGUUCUCGGCCGACAAGGACUUCCUCGCCAAGCAGAAGAAGAUCUAUCACGUGCUGGCGCACUACUUCCAGCCGGAGCUCAAGCCCGAGCUGCAGAAGGAGGGCCACGAGUACAACGUCGAGGCGCACGCCGACAGCUACACCAACAAGCACGCGGUCAAGGACUUCCUCCAUCGUGCCGAGCACGGCUUCCUGCCCCACGACUCGGUGUUCUCCGUCUAUUACCCGCACACCCUCGACCAGACCCUGGCCGUGUUCCGUCUCAUGUACUACGCCAAGGACUUCGACGCGUUCCACAAGACGGCCCUCUAUCUGCGCAACGUCCUGAAUCCGGGCAUGUUCCUGUACGCCUACAAUCUGGCGGUGCUGCAUCGGCCCGACACCAAGUACAUGCGGCUGCCGGCCCUGUACGAGCUCGCGCCCCACUACUUCUACAACGUCGAGCUGCUGGAGAAGGCCCACCACGUCAAGAAGUACGGCAAGCUGCUGCCUAAGCACAGCGCCGGCUACGACACCUACGUGAUCCCGUACAACUACUCCAACUACUACCUGAGCGACGAGUACGACUACGAGCAGCGCCUCAACUACUUCACCGAGGACAUCGGCCUCAACAACUACUACUUCUACUUCCGCGCCAACACACCAUUCUUCGUCGGCGGCGAGGAGCUCCACGGCGGCCAGGCCAAGAGCUACCGCGGCGAGGAGUACCUCUACGGCCACCAGAUGCUCUUCAAUCGUUACUUCCUCGAGCGCCUGUCGCAGGGUCUGCCCCACGUCGAGGACUACGACUACUACGGCCGCUUCUACGCGGGCUACUGGCCGAGCAUGUCCUAUCCGAACGGCAUGCACUUCCCCUCGAGGCCGGCCGACAGCCACCUGCCCAAGUCCAAGCUGCACUGGAUCCAGGACGCGGCCGAGUACGAGUCGCGCUUAGGCCAGGCCGUCGACUCGGGCAUCGCCUUCACCAAGGAGGGCAAGACCACCAAGCUGUACGGCGCCGCGAACCAGGACGACGGCCUGAACAUUCUCGGCAACAUGAUCGAGGGCAACGUGGACUCGGUCAACGAGCAGUACUACGGCAGGCUCGACUGGCUGCAGCGCAAGAUACUGGGCUUCAAUCUGGCCCCGAUGAGCCCCGAGAAGCUGCACCCGAGCGCCCUCGAGCACGAGACCACCAGUCUGCGCGAUCCCGCGUUCUGGCGCAUCUACAAGCGCCUGCUGCACUACUAUCAGCGCUACAAGCACAAUCAGGGCGCUUACAAGCCCGAGGAGAUCAGCUAUCCGGAGCUCAAGAUCGAGCGGGUCGAGACGGAUCGGCUGGAGACGUACUUCGAUCACUUCGACAGCAGCAUCGGCCACGGCCUGUACGUGGAUCACGUGGCCGAGGCCGAGGCCUACGUGAUACAGGCGCGACAGCACCGGCUGAAUCACAAGCACUUCAACGUCAAUCUGGAGGUGCACGCUGCGAAGCCGACCAAGGCCGCGAUCAGGAUCUUCCUCGGGCCCAAGUACAACGUGCACAUGAAGGAGCUCGACUUCAAGGACCACCACGACGAGUUCUACGAGAUGGACAACUUCAUCUACGAUCUGGCCGCCGGACCCAACAAGAUCGUGCGCAACUGCCACGACUUCUUCUUCGUGAGCGAGGACCCCGAGCCCUACGAGGUGUUCCUGCAGAGGAUCGGCGUGGCCGCGGACGCCACCGGCGGCGAGGAGCUCAAGCUCGAGAAGCGCGUCCACGGCUUCCCGGCGCGGCUGCUGCUGCCCAAGGGCCGGCCCGAGGGCAUGCCGUUCCAGCUGUUCGUGCACGUGGCGCCGGUGCUGGCCGAGCCCGUGCACUACACCUCGCGCGUCUUCGGCGACUCGCUCAUGGACAACAGGCCGCUCGGCUAUCCGCUCGAUCGGCCCAUCAGCGAGCCCGACUUCCACGGACCGAACUUCUACUUCAAGGACGUGCUGAUCUAUCAUCAGCAGGAGCACGACAAGACCGUUCAUUACUGAGAUGAUAUUGUGUACCUUUUUUUAAGGAAUCUUAAUUGAUAUGAUAUUAACGUAACUGUCGCAUUUAAUAUUGUUUAUGAUCGUAAUGUAAACGAGUGAGAGUGAGAUGUGAGAGCUUCUUUAUUUAUGUACG
Molecule: messenger RNA, 4790 nt
Organism: Trichogramma pretiosum
Lineage: Eukaryota; Metazoa; Arthropoda; Insecta; Hymenoptera; Trichogrammatidae
Exons: 7
Coding region: 107-4657 (1516 amino acids)
Source: RefSeq, a predicted model, not a curated record